AUGGCGACAGGCUUCAAUUUCAGCCCUCGCAUGCAUCAAUUGAAGGGUAUCACGUCCUCGACGCGAACGGUUCGUCUGCAACAAACGUAUGGGGUCGCACCAUGCCUCAGCAGAAGAUUCGCGUCGACAAGCUCAGAACCACUCGUCAAGCCUACAAAGAAGAAGAACAAGCCAUUAAACAAAUAUGUCUUCCGCAGUUCGCUAGCUUUGGUUCUCCUGGGUGGAUAUUUUUACCUCACAGAUACUCGAUCCAGCGCUCACAGAUACGUCGCUGUCCCGCUUGUACGUUGGCUGUAUCCGGACGCGGAGGAUGCUCAUCACACUGGUGUUAUCGCGCUCAAGGAGCUUUAUAAACUGGGCUUGCAUCCGCGAGAGCGCAGUUCUCCGGAUGAAGAUGGGAAAUUAGCCACAGAGGUCUUUGGAUACACGCUCUCCAACCCCAUUGGGAUCUCGGGUGGGUUGGACAAGCAUGCAGAUAUUCCUGACCCGCUGUUUGCGCUGGGACCUGCGGUUGUAGAAGUCGGUGGAACUACUCCUUUGCCUCAGGACGGAAACCCCAAGCCUCGAGUAUUUAGAAUUGUCUCGCAAUCAGGAAUGAUCAAUCGUUAUGGUCUGAAUUCAAAGGGUGCCGACCACAUGGCUGAGGUCUUGAGACAACGAGUUCGUGCGUUUGCCUCUGCGAACGGCUUUGGGUAUCAUGAAGCCGCCGAAGAGCGUGUGCUGAAUGGCGAAGCUGGUGUGCCGCCGGGGAGUUUGACUGAGGGAAAACUGCUUGCGGUUCAAGUCGCGAAAAAUAAAGUUACGCCCGAGACGGACAUUGCUGCUGUCACGAAUGACUAUGUGUAUUGUGUCGAUCGACUCGCCCCGUACGCAGAUAUCAUGGUAGUGAAUGUGUCAAGUCCCAAUACACCGGGUUUGCGAGGUCUUCAAGCAGCGGGCCCAUUGACAGAAAUUCUCAAAGGCGUGGUGGGAGCUGCCAAGCGAAUUGACCGCAAGACAAAGCCAUUUGUUAUGGUCAAAGUGAGCCCCGACGAAGAUUCCGAAGAACAAGUUGACGGUAUCUGCCACGCUGUCCGCGAGUCUGGCGUGGAUGGUGUCAUUGUCGGCAACACAACAAACAGACGGCCCAGACCGCUACCCAAGGGAUUUGUGCUUCCACAAAAGGAAGAGCAGACGCUGACUGAGACUGGAGGCUACUCUGGUCCACAGCUCUUCGAGCGUACUGUGGCAUUAGUAUCUCGCUACAAGGAGAAACUGGGUAAUGGCGAGUCACCCAAAACUAUCUUUGCAUCAGGUGGCAUCACCAAUGGAAAGCAGGCUCAAGCUGUUCUCGACGCCGGUGCGUCUGUCGCCAUGAUGUACACGGCUAUCACGUAUGGCGGAACAGGCACCGUCACGCGAGUGAAAAACGAACUUCGAGAGGAAAGGAAUAUAUAG
Molecule: messenger RNA, 1437 nt
Organism: Talaromyces atroroseus
Lineage: Eukaryota; Fungi; Ascomycota; Eurotiomycetes; Eurotiales; Trichocomaceae
Exons: 2
Coding region: 1-1437 (478 amino acids)
Biological process (GO): 'de novo' pyrimidine nucleobase biosynthetic process; pyrimidine ribonucleotide biosynthetic process
Cellular component (GO): cytoplasm; mitochondrial inner membrane
Molecular function (GO): dihydroorotate dehydrogenase activity
Source: RefSeq, a predicted model, not a curated record